GACAAAAAAAUGAAUAAGGAAUUUAACUAAGCUACAAACCUUCCUACAUAGGAAAACAAACUAAGCAGCUUGAACUCCUAGAGACAACAACAUCAACGCUUUUUGAUUUAAUCAAAUCAAGCACUUCAUCAAUUCGUCUACCUAAACUUCGUCAUGUAUCUCUCACAUAUCAAAUCAGCUAUUGCUAUUCUUUGCGUUCUCCCACUCUUGUUUGCUUCUGUCAUUGAUCGAUUCGCAACCUCUUCAAGAACGAAUAAGAAGAUGUUAGUUUAUUCCCGGGGUAAUUCGAGGUUGAACACCAUUGUUAAAAAUUCCGAGUUCUGUUUAAAUUCGUCCAAGAAUCCGAGUGCCUGCAUGGUUGCCUAUGGUAUCACCAAUGCUGGAAACAAAGACAAGAGCCCCAUUGAGGUGGGAACAUUUGCUUUUCCAUGCGAUGGUAGUGCCAUUCUGGAGAAAUUCAACCAUGAGAAAUCAACACAAUACCAUGAUCUCAAUCAAGCAUUCGACUUCCGUACCUUUUCAGGGACCGUAAAAUCAGGUUACAAUAAUUUAACAAUAAGUAUCGACAAGUACGGAGACUUGAAAGGACCAGUACACGCUCCAGUUAUCAGCAUAGAAGGUCACCUGUUGUCCGUUACGAAUGCAGAUGUUAUAGCCAAGGACUGGGCAGAUGCCAGUGAUCGUUUGAUAUUGGUGGCUAGCUAUCCUUGCAAGAAGUAGAUGUCUGAAGUCGUAAUGCUACCAGAGCCAUAAAGAUGUUGUACAUUUUCUUGUGUGGUGAUUCGUGUUAUCAUCAUUAGAAAUCUGUCCUAGUCUUAGAUAUCCAUAGAUAGUUUCGAGAAAACGCCAUGCAGGAAGGCAGAUUUGAUGAUGUUUCAUUAAAGGGAGGGUUGGAGACAAUAACAAUAUCGUUGCUUUACAUUAUAUAACA
Botrytis cinerea B05.10 is the source of this 931-nucleotide messenger RNA. RefSeq lists its product as hypothetical. Lineage: Eukaryota; Fungi; Ascomycota; Leotiomycetes; Helotiales; Sclerotiniaceae. Bases 154 to 720 code for a protein of 188 amino acids. The record is from RefSeq and is a predicted model, not a curated record. The transcript has a single exon.